AUGUCGGUCAGUAAAGUACAAGCGGUUAAUUUGAAAACGCCGGGAACGUUCAAAGCUGCGAUCUGGCACCAUUUCGGCUUCAGAAGCAAUGCAGAGAAUGAGCUUGACAAAAGCAAAGCAAUUUGCAAAGCCUGCCAAAUGGAGGUGAAGUAUUGUGGAAAUACUACUAAUCUCAGGAACCACAUGAUGCGCCAUCAUCAAGACAUCAUAUCCAAGCCCGCCACCGGACCGCAACAGAUGACACUGAAACAAACUCUGCAACUGCCAUUGCCAACUAAUUCUGCACGCUCUGUCAAAAUAACUGAGGCGAUUGCGGGCUUCAUUUGCAAAGAUAUGCGCCCGUAUUCUGUUGUUGAGAACGUGGGAUUCAGGCGGCUAAUGAAGGUAAUGGAACCAAAUUAUGUCAUUGUGUCUCGCAAACGUCUGUCUGAAGAAGUGAUCCCCAACAUGUACCAGACAGUAAAAGAUGGUGUAAUGUGUAAGCUUAAGACCGCAGAGAGGGUGGGCAUUACGAGUGACACCUGGACAUCCGUAGCUACGGAAUCUUACAUGAGUGUAACAGCACACUACAUAGACGAGCAGUGGAACCUCGUGUCUUACGUGCUGCAGACAACCGAAGUUCAAACGGACCAUCGCUCUGUCAGUCUAGCUGAAAUGUUAACCAAAGCUAUGGAGGAGUGGGGGCUGAUGAGUAAAGACCCAGCCAUAGUCACUGACAACGCGGCGAAUAUGGUCCGUGCGGUUGAGAUUAUGGGGUUAACCCACGUCGGCUGCUUCGCGCACAUAAUCAACCUGGCCUCGCAAGCCGGUCUCAAACUGCCGAAUGUUGCACGCCUUCUUGGGAGAUGCGCUAGAAAGCUUGAGCGCUUUUUAGAGCAGCAACCCGCGAUCUCUGCCGCUCUGCUCUCACCUGAUGUGCGGAGAAAUGAAAAGGAUCUUUGCAGCCUGAAGGAAGAGGACAUAACAGAUGCAGAAGAUGUGGUCCAAGCUCUAAAGCCAAUGAAGACAGCCACGCAAGUGAUGUCAGAAGAAAAGUGCCCAACUCUCUCAGUGAUAGCACCUCUGCAUGCUCUGCUGCUAAAAGAGAUAACCAGUCUUCCAGAAGACUCCAGAGUUGUUAAGGUCAUGAAGGAUGAGAUAAAAAAAAACUUAAGCUCAAGGUAUGUAAACCAGAAAGACAUGCUGUACGUAGCUUCAGCUAUUGAUCCACGUUUCAAAGCUCUGCCAUUUCUGAAUGAGGAGGAGCGAGACAGGAGCUUCUCCAAACUCCAGACUGAAGCAGUGUGUGGGAUGGAGGAAGAUGCAUAUAAUCAAGAUGAUGCUGCUGAUGAAGUUGAUGGAGUGAAUGAAGAGGUGGAACCCCAACCUCCGGCACCCAAGCAAUUCAAGCAAUCCAGUGCUUUGGAGUCUCUCCUUGGGGAAGCCUACAGACCACAACAGGAAGUAGGACCACAGAAAACUAAAGCGGCAGAGGCAGAAGAUGAGAUCAAAAGGUACAGGGCAAGGAGACCUGCGGGACUGCAGGACAAUCCUCUCAUCUGGUGGUGGGAGAAUGAAAAGGAGUAUCCUCUUUUGGCUUGCAUGGCAAAGCGAUAUCUCUGUGUCCCAGGAACCAGCGUCACAUCUGAGAGGGUUUUUUCAACUGCAGGUGAUAUCAUUACUGCCAAAAGAAGUUGCCUUACACCUGGGCAUGUCAAUGAGCUACUGUUUUUGUAA
Paramisgurnus dabryanus is the source of this 1716-nucleotide messenger RNA. NCBI's taxonomy places the organism in Eukaryota, Metazoa, Chordata, Actinopteri, Cypriniformes, Cobitidae. The record is from RefSeq and is a predicted model, not a curated record.